CCAAGCCACUGGGUUAGCUUUGGUCUAAUUGCCCUCAGCGCGGCGAAUGUCCCUGGGUUUACUGGCGAAGAAGAAAAACCGCGCGCAGGAGGGCCUCCUGUGCCCCAGUCUUCCUUAAUCACUCUUCCAUGGUCUAGGACUACGGCUUCCGAGGAUUUCCCGUAUCAAAAGAUUCUUGCCAUGGCCUCAACGUUUCUGUCUCUGUGCUUGCUCCUUUGCUUUGGCGUCCGCCUGUCCUUUUCUGGGCAAUCUAACUCCAUGGAAUCAGUUCCUGAUCUUCAGAAGUCUAUGUACAAGGUAGUUGAUGGAUAUCCUUGUGUGCGGUUACUAAGUCUUUCUGGACCUAUUGGUUGUUCCAAUCCUGGACGAGACAAGGUUGUUGCCCCGAUAGUGACAUUCAAAAAUGCUAAUCAGCUAUCAAAGUCAUCUGCUAUAUUGGUGUCAUUGGAUGAGUUUGAAAGUCUCUUAACAAGAAUAUCUGGUGAUUCAAGCUUUGCAAGUAAGGUUGCGGGUGUGCUUGUUGAGUCAGGAGCUGGAGUGCAGAAUAAGUUGAAAGGAUUCUCUCCAGAACUAAAGUUUCCACAAGUUGAAUUUGCUCCUUACCAUAACACUGGACAUCAAUGGAAUCCAACUGGUUCUGGUAUCAUGUGGAAAUCCUACAAUUUUCCUGUUUUCCUACUCUCAGAUGGUAGCACCGAGACUCUUCAUGAGGUUGCAACUAAGAAUGAGAACAACAGGAAAGGUUAUACAGCUAAUGUGGCUGAGUUUGAUCUGGUGAUGCAGGUAACGAAAUCUGGAAAUCAUGGUUCAGAGUCUUGUUUGAAAGAAGCGACUUGCCUUCCUUUAGGUGGAUACAGUGUCUGGUCAUCACUUCCACCAAUCAACAUUUCAUCCUUUGACCAUUCUAAACCCAUAAUACUGACAAUGGCAUCAAUGGAUUCUGCUUCAUUUUUUCGGGACAAGAGCCUUGGGGCAGAGUCUCCUAUUUCUGGCUUGAUUGCAUUGCUGGCAGCGGUUGAUGCUCUCUCGCAUGUGAAUGGUCUUGGUGACCUUACUAAACAGCUUGUUUUUGCAGUUUUUACUGGCGAGGCAUGGGGUUACCUUGGAAGUCGAAGAUUUUUGCUUGAGCUUGACACGCAUUCAGAUGCUGUCCAUGGGCUUAAUAACUCACAAAUUGAGACGGUUAUUGAAAUUGGUUCUGUUGGAAAGGGUUUCAGUGAAGGUGGUCAUAGAUUUUUUGCUCAUACAUCAGGGGUAUCUUCUGCUACAAAUGAGACAUUGGCUGCCUUGAGGCAUGCACAAGAGUCAUUGCCGUCUGAGAACAUUAAGAUCGCUUCUCCAAGUGACUCCAAUCCUGGGAUACCUCCAUCAUCCUUCAUGACAUUUUUGAAAAAGAAUCCUGCAAUCUCGGGGAUUGUCGUGGAAGAUUUUGAUGCUGUCUUUGCCAACAAGUUCUACCAUAGUCACCUUGAUGAUAUAUCGAACGUAAAUUCAUCAGCUAUUGUUGCAGCUGCUUCUCUUGUUGCCCGAACUCUGUACAUUCUUGCUAGUGAAAAGGAAGAUGCGAGAGAUUCAGCUUUAACUGCUAUAAAUGUAAAUGCGUCACUUGUCGAAGAACUUAUUGGUUGCUUAUUAACCUGUGAUCCUGGCCUUUCUUGUGAAUUAGUGAAGAGCUAUAUCUCACCUUCAUCAGCCUGUCCUAGCCAUUAUGUUGGUGUUGUCGUGGAUGAACCUUCAUCUACCCCCUAUCCAGGAUACAUUAACGAUGUUCCCAGGUUUAUCUGGAAUUUUUUAUCUGACAAAACCUCUAUUUCAAAUGAAAAUGGUAGCACCGGUUGUCAAGAAGAUUGCAAGAGUAGGGAUGAAGUUUGUAUUAAAGCAGAGACUGACGGGAAGGGUGUUUGUGUUGCCUCUACAACCAGAUAUGUCCCAGCAUAUUCAACGCGAUUAAAAUAUGAAUCAGGAGUAUGGAAUGUUUUGCCCCCGAAUUCAUCUGACGAGAUGGGAGUUGUGGACCCAGUCUGGACAGAAAGCAAUUGGAACACAAUUGGGAUUCAAGUGUACACUAUCCAAGAUGCGGGUUAUGACCGCCUUGUUUUGUUUGGGGGUAUCACCAUUACAAUCUUAGCAUACGUUGCAAUAGUAAUCACUAGAGCUUUUAUCACCAAAGCCAUGAAGAGGGAUUGAUUUUUUUUUUUGGGGGGGGGGGGAUUGGGAGACCUGCCCAGAAAAUUUGAGGACUAGGGCUGAAUCAAGUAGGGGUUAUUUGACUGUCAAAUUUUCUAGAUUUGAAUUUUUCAAGGAUGUGAAUUAUUUGAGCUGCAUCCUUGUGCAUGUGAAUUCUAUGUAAGAAUGCCGUCAUUACCACAACUUGCAGAGCAGGGCAUAGCUCCCUAGAACUGGAGGAAUAACAAAAACUUGAGGAGGGUCUUAAGAUACGUCAGUCUUUUCCUUUGCCCCUGUUGCGAUGUAACUGCCUAUUAUGGUACGUGUAUAAAUUUUAGCCUAGUUUCUUAUUGUCUCAAUUUGAAUCACGAAUGCCAGAUUCAUUUGUGAACACGUUGAAAUUAAGAGCAGAACAACGCUUGAAGGGAGUAGAGGAACGGACAGAUAAUGUGGAAAAGGGGCGUAUUUCUAUUCCAAAGAUGGCGGGGCAUUUAAAUGCAACUUGAGGAAUGAUCAAAAUGUAUGUGUAAUGUUACUACUCUUGUGCGACCAUGGUAAGAGAAAUUGCGAUA
Molecule: messenger RNA, 2738 nt
Organism: Neltuma alba
Lineage: Eukaryota; Viridiplantae; Streptophyta; Magnoliopsida; Fabales; Fabaceae
Product: nicastrin
Exons: 16
Coding region: 181-2187 (668 amino acids)
Biological process (GO): protein processing
Cellular component (GO): plasma membrane
Source: RefSeq, a predicted model, not a curated record